Cynoglossus semilaevis (tongue sole) is the source of this 937-nucleotide messenger RNA. RefSeq names its product chymotrypsin-like elastase family member 2A. Bases 71 to 871 code for a protein of 266 amino acids. Gene Ontology annotation, biological process: proteolysis. Gene Ontology annotation, molecular function: serine-type endopeptidase activity. The record is from RefSeq and is a predicted model, not a curated record. The transcript is spliced from 8 exons. NCBI's taxonomy places the organism in Eukaryota, Metazoa, Chordata, Actinopteri, Pleuronectiformes, Cynoglossidae.
UAAGCCGUCCUAGUUGAUCAAAGUACCUAUAUAAGGACUAACUCCAGAAGUUCUGCAGAAGAGAGACACUAUGAAGUUUCUGAUCUUGGCUUUGUUCGUUGCUGGCGCCUACGGGUGCGGUAAUCCCACCUACCAACCCAUCCUCAGCAGGGUGGUUGGUGGAGAUGAUGUCCGUGAGAGCAGCUGGCCCUGGCAGGUUUCUCUGCAGUACCAGAGCGGCUCCAACUUUUACCACACCUGCGGUGGCACUCUGAUCUCCAGCCAGUGGGUCCUCACUGCUGCUCACUGCAUCGGAAGCCGCACCUACAGAGUCUAUUUGGGAAAACACAAUCUGAAGAACAACAACGAACCUGGUUCCAUCGCCAUCAGCCCCUCCAAGAUUGUUGUCCACCCCAACUGGGACUCCUACAGAAUCCGCAAUGAUAUUGCCCUGAUCAAGCUCUCUACUCCCGUCACCUACUCCAACUCCAUUAUGCCUGCCUGUCUUCCCGACUCUGGUGAAGUGCUGUCCCAUGGCUCUCCCUGCUACGUGACUGGCUGGGGUCGUCUGUGGACUGGAGGUCCUCUUGCUGACGUCCUGCAGCAGGCCCUCCUCCCUGUUAUCGGCCACUCCACCUGCAGCAGGUCUGACUGGUGGGGCAGUCUGGUCACCACCAGCAUGAUCUGUGCUGGAGGAGAUGGACAGCUGGCCAGCUGCAACGGAGACUCUGGUGGUCCUCUGAACUGCAAGAACGAUGAUGGCUCCUGGUCUGUCCACGGUGUGGUCAGCUUUGGCUCAAGCAUGGGCUGCAACUAUCCUAAGAAGCCUUCUGUCUUCACCAGGGUCAGCGCCUACAGCUCUUGGAUGAGCAACGUGAUGGCUUCAAACUAAAGACUUGAGCCGUUGUCAGUAUUAUAGUCACUGGACGUCAAAUAAAGACAACUGUGGCUAAAACUG